This is a messenger RNA of Eurytemora carolleeae, 1179 nucleotides long. RefSeq lists its product as uncharacterized. The coding region runs from base 4 to 807 and encodes 267 amino acids. The transcript has 9 exons. The record is from RefSeq and is a predicted model, not a curated record. NCBI's taxonomy places the organism in Eukaryota, Metazoa, Arthropoda, Copepoda, Calanoida, Temoridae.
AGCAUGAAUGAAUGGUGUGGUUGUCUCGGAAAGCUGUGUGGUAGUUCGGAAGAUAUGAUAGUUUGCUAUUUAUGUCUGGACAAAGUUCAUCACACUAUUUGGACUACUGGAGAGCAUAGGAUCCAGUGUGCCAGUAGGAAUACCUCCCAACUUAGCUCCUUUUCUGUUCAUGCCACACUGACAUGCUUACGAUGUUCAGCUAAACUUAAAUACUGGCCCGCCCAAGGUCCUGGAUUUUCCUGUGACUCUGAUUCUAUACUUUGUCCAAAUAAAAACAAGUUAAUUCAGUCAACAGGAAAAAACAGAUUGAACUGUUUUCCCUGUGAUUUUGACCUCUGUGAAUACUGUAGUGAGCAAUCAGAAGAUGUUACAAAUUCAGAAACCACCAAAUCGAAAAAAAAUCUGAAACACCAAAUGCUGCAGAAGAAUUGCUUAUUGAAGGAAGAUGAAAACCAAAACAACGUAUCAUCGGUAAACACAAAAGCUUCUCUUCUAAAUGACGCCGACAACAUUCCUCUUAUUGAUGUCCAAUCUUCAACAGAAGAUAUUCCUGACCAAGUAUCUAGUGAAUCUCGUAGACACAAAUCUGCGUCGUUGCAUCAGAGGUCAACAGCUUUUGAUGCACGUAGUAAGAGUGUAGCGUCUUUAGGCUUUACCCUACUAGACCCUCAAACAGGAAAACUGGAAAAACAACGUUUGGGAGAUUCCCCUGAUAUUUUCAACCUUAGAGCUCCACUAGUAUCGUGCGAGAACAUUUUAACUCCAACAACUUCUAAAGAAGGAAUAAAUCAGAUAACACCUAACUAACGACAACGCUUGGUACAGGAGGUCUCAAAAAUACAUGUCAAUUUAAAAAUAUCAUAAGGAAGACAUUAUUUUAAAUAAGGAAAUUCGCUCGUUUUAAAUUUCUGAAUUAAUUCAUAGGAUUCAAAUUUCAUAUUAAAUACGAUGGGCGAAAAAAAUGUUCUCUCAUAAAAUAAUACAAGGUAGUAAUAAAAUUAGAUAUUUUUAACUUUAAUUUAUAAAUCAAGCUUGACUCCCAAAGUGCCCGCAUUAGAUAUCGAGAUCAAACGUUCAAGAUUAACAAUCCAAACUAAAUUUCCGAUCUCAGGUUCCAAAAAUAUAAGAAAAUUAGGGCGUGAUUAUUUUUAGUUAUUUUUAAAAACUUGAGUAGAAGAU